Messenger RNA from Sporothrix brasiliensis 5110, 966 nucleotides. RefSeq lists its product as uncharacterized. Bases 1 to 966 code for a protein of 321 amino acids. NCBI's taxonomy places the organism in Eukaryota, Fungi, Ascomycota, Sordariomycetes, Ophiostomatales, Ophiostomataceae. The transcript is spliced from 7 exons. The record is from RefSeq and is a predicted model, not a curated record.
AUGCAGCUUCCUUCGUUCGCACAGUUGGCCAUCACUGGCUUGCUGGCCACCUCGACGGUGUCUGGUCUCCAGAUGCCCGGUGAGGCUGCCAGACGCGCUGCUGGUGCCAUUGCCAUUCUGGCCGUCCCCGUUGCUGGUACACCCGUUUCCCCUCUGGCCCUCCGCAACGACGACGAGAUCGAGAAGCACCGCAAGAAGCACCACAAGCAGCACCAUGAGCGCCCCCGCCGCCGCCAGUGGGGCUGGGGUGGAGGCUGGGGUGACGAUGAUGAUGGCGACGACGAUGGUGAUGAGCCUGCGCCGGUCCCCACGCCUGGCAAGGGUAAGGGCUCGGGCAAGGGUAAGGGCGCGCCCACCGGUGCCGUCCCUCCCGUCAAGACGACCACCGCUAAGCCGGUUGGCCACACUCCCACUCCCCUUCCUGCUCCUCCCAAGUCUCAGCCUGCUCCCGCUCCGAGCAAGUCGGAGCCUGCGCCGGCCCCUGGCAAGUCUCAGCCAGCGCCCGCUCCGAGCAAGUCUGAGCCGGCCCCUGCUCCGAGCAAGUCUCAACCCGCUCCGGCUCCUAGCAAGUCCCAGCCUGCUCCGGCCCUAGCAAGUCCCAGCCUGCUCCCGCUCCGAGCAAGUCUCAACCCGCUCCGGCCCCUAGCAAAGCCUACCCCCACCGGAAAGGACAAGGGCAAGCCGGCGCCCACUUCCACGAGCCCACCCCACGAGACCGCCACGCACCCGAUUCCCCCGGUCGUCACAGCUCCGCACAAGAAGCCAACCCACACUGUGACGGUGACGGUGAAGCCCACGACCACAUCCAAGGCCACGCCGCCGCCGCCUCCCGAGCCGACUGUGACUGUGACCGUCACUGAGGGCGAGGGCAAGGGCAAGGGUAAGGGCACGGUCACCCCGCACCCGUUCCCGACACCUGUCGGACCUCCCAUCUUCCCCGGUUUCGGCGACGACGACGACGACUGA